Messenger RNA from Aspergillus melleus, 2232 nucleotides. Its product is annotated as stress-regulated transcription factor RPN4. Bases 1 to 2232 code for a protein of 743 amino acids. The record is from RefSeq and is a predicted model, not a curated record. Lineage: Eukaryota; Fungi; Ascomycota; Eurotiomycetes; Eurotiales; Aspergillaceae. Gene Ontology annotation, biological process: regulation of transcription by RNA polymerase II. Gene Ontology annotation, cellular component: nucleus. The transcript has a single exon.
AUGUACAUGCAGCCCUCUGUACGUAAAGGUCUCAUCACCGAACCAACGUCGGCUCCUUUCGUCAACUACCAAGAUUCCGUUUGCAUACAAGACGGCCUGCCUUUCCCCGAUCUCUCCCUGGACGCGUCGUCGCUGCAGUACCUCGACCACCAGCACCAGCAGCAGACUCGUCUGCAGUCUCCCUUCCAGUACCACCACCAGAACCUCCAGUUCGUCUCUCCGCCGUCUUCCGCUCCCUCCUCGCCUUCCUCCUCUCCCGCCUCCUCCAUCUCCCACUACCCGGCCUCCUCGGCAGUCCCCGCGGACUACACUCUCGAGGCUCCUUCGAUGACACCUGCAUCCUCCUACAACCCUACAUAUCACUUCCAAGGAUCGGCCUCACCACAGUCCGUUCAACCUUACCUCCACCAAUAUCCCCAGCAGUUUCUUUUUGACAACUCCUCAAUGUUGGCCCAACAACCCGUCACCAGUGUCCACGGUUGGGAGGGAAACCCGCAGCUCUUGAGCCCCGCUCGCAUUCAGAAGAACUCGCAGCACAAGACGUCACCCAGCUCCUCCUCCUCGAGUAGGUCCGCUCCGGCGAGCAACUCCUACCAGAGGAACUCGAACGGGUCCGCUGCCGCCAAGCCUCUGCCUACUCCCGUUCAGACGCCCGUCCAGAACAACUUCCUGGCGACUCCCUAUCAGAACUUUGACCCCUCGUCGCACGAUGGUAGCCAAGUUGAAGUGGAGCUUGCUAUGAGACGGGCUGUGAUGGAACAGCGUCAGAAGCAGCAGCAGCAGCAGCAGCAGCAGCAGCAACAACAACAACAACAACAACAAUCCAGUGAAUACUCUUUGGCGCCUUCGGUGUCCAGUGUGAGCCAUAACUCGCCUGUCACGCCUCAGACGAGCUUCGAGGAUCCCGACGACGCAUCGAAGGCCAUGGUCAAUGGUGAGAAAUUUCCUGAUAUCGAUCGGUGGAUGGAUGAUUACUUACACGCCGAUGCGUUCGCAGAUUACGGCGUUCACAACGGAAACAACAUGUCGAUUGGCAUCCCCAAGCUCAAUCGCACCAUCUCCGAUAUCUAUCAGGACGAACUCUACAACCCCGCUCUCAUGCCGACUCCCCAGGUUCCCAAGCCAUCGGCCAACAACAACAACCAGCAGGCUCUCCUGACUCCCUACCGCAAUGUCUUUGCCGACCGACUGCAGGCCGCCAACCAGGGCCAUAUUUCGGCUCGCUCUCAAUCGCCCACGUCGGGCAUCAAGCGGGAACGGUCUCCCUUCCGACAGAACUCCCCCUUGGCCGCUGAAUUCAACAACCCCGGUCUUCAGCAGCCCCAGAUGGCCACCAGUAUGCCCAUGAGUCAACCCAUGGUCAACUCGCAGCAGCAGCAGCAACAGGGCCAAGGCGAACCGAAUACGAUGUCCCCCAAGGAUGCGCUGCUGGACUUCCACGAAGGCGAGGACGGCGGUCUGCCGCUGUUCCCGUCCAACCAGCCCGACUUCAACCUGGGUGACACCCUGGGACUGCGCCGGGAAAGCAGCUCCUCGUUCCCUCAGUCGCAGAACUUCAACUCGAUGGAAUCGUUCCCCAGUCAAUACGCUACGAACUUGGGAGUCGACCAGCAAUUCCCCUUUGGUCAGCGGCAGCAAUCGUCGCAGCAAGACGGCAGCAACAACCUCUUGCAGCAGACGCCGAACUUCCCCCCGUCUCUGCCCACCUUCGAGUCGACGGGUAGCGACGUGGCGCUCCCCACCACCGAGAUGACCUCCCCUCAGGCAGCUCAGCCGAAAUUGGCGGCUCACCCCGUCAACGAGGAAAUUACGCGGCCGGAAAACACUUCCGCGGACAGCGGCACCUACACCUGCACCUAUCACGGCUGCACUUUACGAUUUGAGACCCCCGCCAGGCUCCAGAAGCACAAACGCGAGGCCCACCGUCAGACGACCCCUGGAGGCCACCUUGUCGGCCGGGACACAACGUCGCGUAGCUCUCAGGCCGGCCCCCACCGGUGUGAGCGGAUCAAUCCUUCUACGGGCAAGCCCUGCAAUUCGAUCUUCUCGCGCCCCUACGAUCUGACUCGACAUGAGGAUACGAUCCACAACGCUCGCAAGCAGAAGGUCCGGUGUCAUCUGUGCACGGAGGAGAAGACCUUCUCACGCAAUGAUGCGCUCACCAGGCACAUGCGAGUGGUCCAUCCCGAAGUUGAUUGGCCAGGCAAGCAGCGACGGAAGGGCAGGGAGUAA